CUGGAAUUCCAAUGUAAAGUAAAGACAUUCAGUUAUGUAAAAGAUGGGCUACCUGUACACCAUAAAUGCCAUCAUCCAUCCACCUGUCGUCCAUUGAUUUCAAUCGGUUGACCGGUCAGUCAAUCAAGACCAACCAAACAGACAAACAAUCAACCAGUCAGUCAAUCAACCAAAACCAACCAACCACAAAACCAAGGACCGACAUAAUCAUUGAAGGAAACCCAACCCGCAAACAACAACAAUACCAACAACCCAGGAUGGUGAUAGAGCCGAGAGAGGAACUGAUAGAAAAAAAAAAAGAGAUAAACCAAACUCCAAUCCCAGUGUCAAUGUCAAUGAUAAGAAGACCUUCUUCGCCCCCGAGUGCUUUACAAAACCAAAUGACCAUGCGUGUAUGUCUGUUUCUUGCACGAAACGCUAAACGCCGCCCCCAGGGGGUGUGAUAAAGGAAUCUUCUAAGACAGGAUGUGAGGAAUGGAAUAGAAUAUGGACUGAGGAAUGGAGGGAAAUUCUGAAAUCACAGUUGAGGG
Aspergillus campestris IBT 28561 is the source of this 530-nucleotide messenger RNA. RefSeq lists its product as uncharacterized. The record is from RefSeq and is a predicted model, not a curated record. The transcript has a single exon. Lineage: Eukaryota; Fungi; Ascomycota; Eurotiomycetes; Eurotiales; Aspergillaceae. The coding region runs from base 66 to 443 and encodes 125 amino acids.